AUGAUGACAUCAUCAGCAAAUUUUUCUUCGUGGCUACUGCUAGGUAAUGGCUCCUCAUCAGAAGGAGGUGAAUCAGCUGCAGUCCUGGGAGCUGUGUUGAGCCUGAUGUGCAUUACUGGGGUGGCUGGCAACCUCUAUGCCCUAGCAGUAGUGCGGGCCUUGGCCUCGGCCUCCUCUCUGCAUGUCCACCUGGUUAACCUAGCCUUGGCUGACCUUCUGUAUCUCUUGACGGCCCCCUUCAUUGUUCACAACGGGCUGGUAAAGGACUGGCCUUUUGGGGAGGCUGGGUGCCGGAUUCUGCUCAGCCUAGACCUCCUCACGAUGCAUGCCAGCAUCUUCUUGCUGACCCUGAUGAGCUGUGAGCGCUACACUGCCGUGGUGCACCCAUUCCAGGCUGCCAGCCGUGCUCGGCGAUGCGGCCGACCUCUGGCCAUUGCUGUUUGGCUCCUGUCCUUUGCUCUGGCCCUCCCCAUGAUGGUCAUGAUCCACCAGGAGGAGCGUACAAUGGGGGAUGGAGCUGGGGUGCGCCGCCUCUGCUCCCCCACCUGGAGUGAGGAGCAGUACAAAGUGUACUUGAGCAUCCUUUUUGGCACCAGCAUAGUGGCACCUGGGAUAGUCAUUGGGUCACUCUACUGGCGCCUGGCAAGAAGCUACUGGCUGUCACAGACCCGUGGAGGCUUGGGACGUUCCCCCAAGAAUCGUGUCUUCCUCCUCAUCCUUGUGAUCGUCUUGGCCUUUUGGGCCUGCUAUUUGCCCUUCUGGAUCUGGCAACUCCUUCCCCUUUACUGCCCAUCGGCAGCCCACCUGCCCGUCCACACGGAGGUCUCUGUCAACCACCUGGUGACCUGCUUGACCUACGGGAACAGCUGCAUCAACCCUUUCCUCUACACUCUGCUCACACGCAACUACCGUGAAUACCUACGUACUCACCAACGAGGGGCUUCCUGGGGCUUUCUGCCAUGCCUCCAGAGCAGAAGGGGGUCUCAGAGGGAAGGGGCUACAGUCGCCUGA
Messenger RNA from Candoia aspera, 1011 nucleotides. RefSeq names its product urotensin-2 receptor-like. The coding region runs from base 1 to 1011 and encodes 336 amino acids. Gene Ontology annotation, biological process: neuropeptide signaling pathway; regulation of blood pressure; blood vessel diameter maintenance. Gene Ontology annotation, cellular component: plasma membrane. Lineage: Eukaryota; Metazoa; Chordata; Lepidosauria; Squamata; Candoiidae. Gene Ontology annotation, molecular function: urotensin II receptor activity. The transcript has a single exon. The record is from RefSeq and is a predicted model, not a curated record.